Trichomycterus rosablanca is the source of this 2347-nucleotide messenger RNA. It is a transcript of the gene foxj1b, whose product is annotated as forkhead box J1b. The record is from RefSeq and is a predicted model, not a curated record. Gene Ontology annotation, molecular function: DNA-binding transcription factor activity; sequence-specific DNA binding. Bases 329 to 1657 code for a protein of 442 amino acids. The transcript is spliced from 3 exons. NCBI's taxonomy places the organism in Eukaryota, Metazoa, Chordata, Actinopteri, Siluriformes, Trichomycteridae. Gene Ontology annotation, biological process: regulation of DNA-templated transcription.
UAAAGAGCCGUUAGGAGCGCACACAGCCGCUUUAAAGUCUCACCCAGUCCCUGCCACUGUGGAUCAUGACACUUCGGACGUGCCAGCCUUAAGGUGGAUCUUAUUCCUCACCGAGAAUGGAGUGGUAAAUUCCCAGUUUCGGGAUUUGUUUAGCUUUUUUUGUGUGUGUUUUGAAGCCGGUGAGUGCACUUGUUGCUCAGCCUCCGAGUGUAACGGAACAGGACGCUUCCAGAAAGAAACCGCAACAGGUUCAUCCACCAUCACCAGGACCCUUCAUCCCAAAAUCAGAAUCAACUGUGUGGGUAAAGACGAGUGUGUCCUGUUCACGAUGCCGGUGUUGACGAGUCCCGACAUGGCUCAGAAAUUUCAGGAGAAGUGGAUGCUGCUGCACCCGGAGGAUGAGGACAAUGUGGCCGGUGCGGUGAGUUUUGACGACAGCCUCACCAGCCUGCACUGGCUGCAGAACUUCUCCAUAGUGAGUGCUGCUCCAGACAGAGUUCCCGGCUUCGCCUGGCGCCCUCAGCAGCUCCUGCACCAACCGGGAGGCACCGAGUCUCCCUCCAGCCCUCCUGCCGGGGACACGGCCUCCUGCGGCACACCGCACACCCCAGGUAACCCCGGCGCAUCCUGCAGCAAACUGGCCGGAGCGAGCGCGUAUUCAGCGCUGUCUGGACAACAGUCGCACCAGGAGGUCGAUUACAAAACCAACCCGCAUGUAAAGCCGCCCUACUCGUAUGCCACCCUCAUCUGCAUGGCCAUGCAAGCCAGCAAGAAGACCAAAAUCACCCUGUCUGCCAUCUACAGCUGGAUCACUGAGAACUUCUGCUACUACAGACAUGCCGAGCCCAGCUGGCAGAAUUCAAUCCGCCACAACCUGUCGCUGAACAAGUGCUUUAUGAAGGUGCCCAGGCAGAAGGACGAGCCAGGAAAGGGGGGCUUCUGGCAAAUCGACCCCCAGUAUGCAGACAUGUUUGUUAAUGGUGUCUUUAAACGAAGACGAAUGCCAGCUACAAACUUCAGUACCCAGAGACAAACCAGACUGCUGGCCUCCUGCUCUUCUUACAGUUCUCAUCACAACCAACAAAUUGGCAUGGGCCACCAACCUGUUGUUGGAAGCAAACGCAAGCAGACCUGUCCAAAACAAGGUGGCAAAAUAGGAAGAAUGUCUCAGUCUCCUUUGUUAGCAAGCGAUAUCAAAACGUCAGACGUGCUCCGAGGAGAUUUUGACUUGGCCUCAGUGUUCGAUGACGUUCUAAGUGGAAACGGCAGCACGUUUGAAGACCUGGACAUCAACACGGCCCUGAGUUCUCUGGGCUGUGAGAUGGAGGUGUCCUCACAGAACCAGCACACAGCUACCAUGCCCAAAUGGUACAGUAACGAGGACGAGCAGGCUUGUGCUUACCUGGAGAUGAGCAGCACGAUAGGAUGCAACAUGGAAGACUUUCAGAACCAGCAGCACCAGCAGCAGCAGAUACAGACCCACUCGCAAUAUUAUGAGGGAAUGGCACUGUUUUCAGAUUUGCAUCAGCAGCAGCAGUCGUGGGAGAUUAAAGAGGAAAUGCAGGCCAUUCCUCUGUCUUUGGAUCAGGGCUACGGUCUGUGUGAAGGAUUUUUCUCUGAGAUGCCCAUGUGGGACAGGAGUGAGGCAUUUCUCUAACUUUUUUGGCAUACAUGAACUGUCACCGCUGAUCCGCCAGCCUGCUGACUUUGUCACUAUGUUUUGCUACAUUAGCAUAUAUUGAAUAAUACAAAAUACUAUGUAAUUAUUCUUUUUUUUACUUCUUUUGGACUCUUUUUUUGAGAAUCUAUGCUAAUCAUUGAUUAUCUUAGCCCUUUUGGAGAUUUUUGAUCCAUGAAUGAAUGAUUUAAUAACAUUUUCUUGACUACUGUUAAAUAUAUUCAAGUAGUAGCAUAUCAGUUUGUAGAUGAAUGAAGCUGAAUCUAUAUUCAUUUUAGUGUAAAUGAUAACCUCAUAAUAUGAAUGUCUUACUUUGUAGAUCUUUUAAGAACAUUGAAGGGAGAGGGGAUGCAACAAGCCAAAGUGCUUUGCAGAAAUAUUUUCACACUGAAACCCAGCACAAGCACUUUGAUGCAAUGUUUAUUUUUCGUUCCUGUAUGUCAACCUUAUAAAUUAUUUCAUAAAAUGUGCAAAAAAAUGUGGCUAGUUUCUUUUUUAUAUAGUUCCAUUCUUUUUACACAAGCUGUUUUAAAUGUCAUUAUCUCAUUUUUUAAUGAAUUGUAAAAGGCAAUAUUAUAUUCCUGGCAAAGUUUAGAGAUGUAUUUGUAUUGAUAUUGCUGAAAAAUUCAUUCUAACAUGCAAUCAAAUAAUAUACUGUACUUGAAUAAA